AUGUCUAAUAUACCAAAUAUUCAAAAUUUAUCAUUAACAAAUCUGAAUAAUAUAUCAAAACAACCACCAAACAAAAAAAAAACAGCUAAUGAUUAUCAGUUUGGUUCUAAAAUUGGUGAAGGUUCAUAUUCAACUGUAUAUUCUGCCAUAGAUAAAUUUUCAAAUAAAACGUUUGCAAUAAAAGUAUUAAGUAAAAAACAUAUAGUUAAAGAAGAUAAAAUUAAAUAUGUAAAUAUUGAAAAACGAACAUUACAUAGAUUAGGUCAACAACAUCCAGGUAUAGUUCAAUUAUAUUAUACUUUUCAAGAUGAAUCUUCAUUAUUUUUUGUUUUAGAUUUUGCUGAAUAUGGUGAAUUAUUAUCAAUAAUUAGAAAAUUUGGAUCUCUAAGUGAACAAGUUUCAAAAUUUUAUAUGUUGCAAAUAUUAGAUGCGGUUAAAUUUAUUCAUUCAAAAGGUAUAAUUCAUCGAGAUUUAAAACCAGAAAAUAUUUUAGUAGGGCAUGAUUUUAAUUUAAAAAUUACAGAUUUUGGUGCUGCCAAAUUAUUAGGAAAUGAUGAAAUUUUAAUUAAUGAUGAAAAAAUAAAUUAUAAUAAUAUUGAUAUAUCAAGUGAAUCUAAAUCUCAUGGUUCAUUUGUAGGAACUGCUGAAUAUGUAUCACCAGAAUUAUUAAAAUAUAAUAUAUGUGGAUUUGAAUGUGAUAUUUGGGCAAUUGGUUGUAUACUAUAUCAAUUUUUUCAUGGAAUUCCACCAUUUAAAGGUUCAACUGAAUAUUUAACAUUUGAAAAAAUUAUAAAUGUUGAUUUUACGAUUAAACUGAAUCCACCAUUACCUAUUGAUGUUGUUAAAAUUAUUAAAUCAACAUUAGUCUUUGAUUUACAAGAAAGAUGGACUUUGGAUCAAAUAAUGCUUUCUAAAUGGUUUAAUGAUGUUCCAUGGAAUGAUUUAAAUUAUAUUUGGCAUAGAAAAGUUCCAAGAUUUGAACCAUAUGGAAUUAAUUCACAUGGUUCAAAUGGUCAACCUCCAUUAUUGAAAAAUGGAUCAACGAGAAAUAUGAAUAAAUCAAAUUCAUAUCAACAAUUACAACAAAUUCAAAAUAAUUCAGAUUUAAAUUUUAUUCCUACAUUAGCUGCUAAAAAAUCAUUUAAACCUCCAACUACAAUUAAAAAGAAUAUAAAUGGAAAUUCAGGAAAUAUAGUAUCAAAUACAACAAAUUAUAAUUCAAAUUUUCAAGUUCAAGUCCCCCCACAACAACAGAUAUCACCAAGGAAGCCAAUACCACAACAACAAGUCAAUUAUACAAAUGGGCACUCAAUAAGAGUACUGCCCCAACAACCACCAAUGGCUCAGCAAGUAAAACCUCAGCAAUUACAACAACAAAAUUCAUAUAUUAAAUCACAAAUACAAACUAAACAAGUACAAUCUAAACCACAUGUACAACCACCACCUCCACCACAGCAACCAGUUGCCUCAAAACCAAGUCAACAAUCAAAACCUAUAAAUGUUGUACCAGAAAAUAACACUACAACAACAGCAGCAGCAGCAGCAGCAGCAUUUGCCAAUACUCAAGUACAUAAACCUAAAAAUUCAUCACCAGUAAUAAAACAAGAACCACGUAAAAAUACAAAUGCUAUCAAAUUUAAAGAAAUUUCAAGUUUAUUAAAUUCUAAUGAAAAAAUUUUAAAAAUGGAUACAAUUUAUAGACUGAUUUUACCAUCUACAAAAUGUAAAAACACAUCUAAAACACUAGAUGAUUCAAUACUAGAUCACCUAAUUUCAACAAAUGAAUCACAAUUGAUUAAAAAUACAAAAAUUGUAAUUACUGUAAUUACAAAUUUUGCAAGAGUAUUCUUCAUAGAUAUAAAUUUAAAUGUUAUGUUAAUUGAUUUAAAAUCAAAUAAGGGCAAUGAUUAUUCAAUGUAUGAUUAUGAAUUCGAAACUUCCGUAAAUGAUGAAGGAGAAAUUAUAAAUAAUAAUGCAUAUGGAUGGUUAAUAAUUGAAUUAAUUAAAGAUGGAGGUGAUUUAUUAUUUCUUAGACGAAUAAAAGAAACUGAAAGUAAAUUAAUUGAUGAUAUUAAAGUAAUUGAUAAAAAUAAUGAAGAAAUUAUAAUUGGACAAAAUCAUGGAUGGAUUGAUUGUCUAUUAAUAGCAAGAGAAAUAAGUAUUGAAGAAGAACAAAAUAAAAAACAACAAAAUAAGACCAAAACAAAACAAUCAAUGACAAAAAGAAAAUCAUCAAGCAAAUCAGUUAAACAACAACAGCCACAACCACAACGUAAAAAUUCAACAAAGAGUAAAUUUGCAUAUGCGGCAGCAGCAGCAGCUGGAAUUCAUCAAAAAUGA
This is a messenger RNA of Insectozyma verbasci, 2340 nucleotides long. The record is from the annotation of a GenBank genome assembly. Lineage: Eukaryota; Fungi; Ascomycota; Pichiomycetes; Serinales; Debaryomycetaceae.